Molecule: messenger RNA, 1320 nt
Organism: Boleophthalmus pectinirostris (great blue-spotted mudskipper)
Lineage: Eukaryota; Metazoa; Chordata; Actinopteri; Gobiiformes; Gobiidae
Gene: hoxc13a
Product: homeobox C13a
Exons: 2
Coding region: 67-981 (304 amino acids)
Biological process (GO): regulation of transcription by RNA polymerase II
Molecular function (GO): RNA polymerase II cis-regulatory region sequence-specific DNA binding; DNA-binding transcription factor activity, RNA polymerase II-specific
Source: RefSeq, a predicted model, not a curated record
UGUAGUUGGAAAUGAGGUGUCCGUCUUGGAGUAGUCGACUUUUAAAAAGCAUCAGCAGCCCCUGAUAUGACGACUUCGCUAGUUCUGCAUCCACGCUGGGCGGACACAUUGAUGUACGUUUAUGAAAAAAGCCCGAAUGAAAACGGCCAGAAUAAAAGUCAAACAAUGGAGGGACUGAGCGGUAAUUGCCCUGCGACCCACUGCAGGGAUCUGAUGUCGCACCCUGCUCUGGGGCGACAUUCUGGCACCAUCGCGACCCACCAGAGCUCCGUCUACUCGGAUAUUUCUUCUACAGACACCGGGCGACAGUGUCCAGCACCACAAACAUCAAAUGCAUCUUUGAGCUAUGGUUAUCCAUUUGGAAAUCCAUACUAUGGUUGCAGAUUGUCUCAUUCUCACAACGUUAACUUGCAGCAGAAGCCUUGCUCGUACCACCCAGAGAAAUACGCGGAACCAAGUACGGCGCUACCUACAGAAGAACUGUCAACCAGAGCCAAAGAGUUCGCAUUUUAUCCCAGUUUUGCCAGCUCUUAUCAAGCUGUCCCCGGAUAUCUCGAUGUGUCGGUGGUACCCAGCAUAAGCGCCCACCCGGAGCCGCGUCACGACGCCUUGAUUCCCAUGGAGGGCUACCAGCAUUGGGCUCUCUCCAAUGGUUGGGACGGGCAGGUGUACUGCUCCAAAGAACAAACACAGUCAACUCAUCUUUGGAAAUCUCCAUUUCCAGAUGUUGUGCCGCUGCAGCCUGAAGUCAGCAGUUAUCGCCGAGGACGUAAAAAGCGUGUUCCUUACACUAAGAUCCAGCUAAAGGAGCUGGAGAAAGAGUAUGCAGCGAGCAAAUUCAUAACCAAAGACAAAAGAAGGCGCAUUUCGGCCGCCACGAACCUCUCAGAGCGUCAGGUCACCAUUUGGUUUCAGAACCGACGAGUCAAGGAAAAGAAGUUUGUCAGUAAAUCCAAGAGCAAUCACAUGCACUCCACCUGAAGCUCCUGAAAAAGCUAAUGAUUUCCCCUCCAAAAUAUCUCUGCAUAUAUUUACCUCUUGUAUAUUAAAUUGUUGCUGAAAAAAUAUCAUUUGUAGCACACUUUGCCCUAAUUUAAAGUAGGUCCUACAUCGUGUGAGUGACCACCGCCCAAAUGUUUUCGGUGUAGAGAUGCUUCAGCAAGAACUGUGAAAAUCACAAAACAAUUCGUCACAUUUGUUUUUUAUGAAUGUACAUAUAUAAAUAUAUAAUAUUUAAAACAAUAUCUGUAUUUCAAGAACAAGCAUUGCGCGUUUUCAUGUAUUUUUAAGCCAAAUUGUCAAAGAGACAUUCUUUGAUAA